This is a messenger RNA of Rhizopus microsporus ATCC 52813, 1335 nucleotides long. RefSeq names its product Yip1-domain-containing protein. Gene Ontology annotation, biological process: vesicle-mediated transport. The record is from RefSeq and is a predicted model, not a curated record. Lineage: Eukaryota; Fungi; Mucoromycota; Mucoromycetes; Mucorales; Rhizopodaceae. Gene Ontology annotation, molecular function: small GTPase binding. The transcript has 8 exons. The coding region runs from base 1 to 1335 and encodes 444 amino acids. Gene Ontology annotation, cellular component: membrane; Golgi apparatus.
AUGGAUCAUCAUAACAUCAUUCAUUUGGAGUUCUUGGAACAACUCUUGAUUCAGCUACAUAAAGUCCCCUACCUGGAUAUAGUUGCCAAGAUGACAAACGUUGAUGGCUGUAACUCUGACUUUGUGCAGGGUCAACCUUAUCUAGAAAGCAUGAGCCGGCAAUUAAAGGAUGUCAAUCUCUAUGUAGAUGACAGAAAGCAGCAUAAGUCCGAUGGGUUGAUCAAGCUUUUUGGCUUGAAUAAAUUAGAAUUGUUGUUGUUAGAAGCACCUGGCUGCUUCUCUAAUAAAGAUGAAAAGAAGAUAAAACUCGGCUAUCACAAAUGUGUGUACGGUUCAUUGACUAUACUCGAAUGCAUAACCGACGACUAUGCUUACGCCUCUCUGAAUAUCUUCACCUUGGUGAAGGUAUUUUUCCUUCAAGCAGUAGGUUUCGCGGUUAUGCCCUCAUCGGAAAUUGAAUUAAACGAGUCCUCAGCACAGGACCUACUUUCUUUUAUUCUUGAACAAAUGUCUGGUAAAUACAAUGUCAUUGUGGACAUGGAUGACGCUGCCUAUACGCAGCCUGCCACUAUAGAAAGCGAUGGAUUAGAAUUUCAAGACUUUUCCACUUCUAGCACAGGAUUAAACAAACCUCAGGCACCACCUCCACCCCCUUUAUUACCAGAAACUGCCACAUCAUCCAACAGUAAUAGUGGCGUUGGAAAGCCUAUUUGGUCAGUCGAUUAUUAUGCUAGAUUCUUCGAUGUGGACACAACUCAGGUCGUUGAAAGAUGCUUAAAGUCAAUGUAUCCUGUAGGUGACUUUGCAGCAGAUACGCUCCAAAACCAGCCUGAUCUGUAUGGGCCUUUUUGGAUUGCCACCUCUGUUGUAUUUGCAGUAUUUGUGUGCUCAUCGCUCGCUGGGUCAUUGGCUGCUUAUAUCGCGGGAAAAUCACACAUUUAUGACUUUACAUUGCUGAGCUUUGCAGUCAUUGUUAUCUACAUGUACGCCUUCUUAUGUCCCGCACUUGUCUGGGCUUCAACCAAAUAUUUUGGCUGUCAACCCAGCUUGUUGGAAAUCAUCAACUAUUACGGAUAUGGAUUGACGAUUUGGAUACCAGUUUCGCUACUCUGUAUCAUACCCUUUGAUUAUGCUAGAUGGGCAUUUGUAGGCAUAGCUUUCAUCAUCACUCUGGUCUUUUUAGUGAAAAAUCUGUAUAUUGUUAUAGCCAGGACAGAUGCAAAGACUUCACGUAUCAUUUUACUGGCCAUCUUAUUUGCACACAUUGUAUUCACUCUGGUCCUCAAGAUAGCCUUUUAUAGUUAUGAUUAUACAACCACUGUUGACCAGCCUUAA